AACAAUGUUGUCUCUGACUUCAAUUAGAUACUGUACAGCCGUAGUAGAAGGUCAUGGGUUCACAACAAUGUUGUCUCUGCCUUCAACUAGAUACUGCACAGCCGUAGUAGAAGGUCAUGGGUUCACAACAAUGUUGUCUCUGACUUCAACUAGAUACUGUACAGCCGUAGUAGAAGGUCAUGGGUUCACAACAAUGUUGUCUCUGCCUUCAACUAGAUACUGUACAGCCGUAGUAGAAGGUCAUGGGUUCACAACAAUGUUGUCUCUGCCUUCAACUAGAUACUGUACAGCCGUAGUAGAAGGUCAUGGGUUCACAACAAUGUUGUCUCUGCCUUCAACUAGAUACUGUACAGCCGUAGUAGAAGGUCAUGGGUUCACAACAAUGUUGUCUCUGCCUUCAACUAGAUACUGUACAGCCGUAGUAGAAGGUCAUGGGUUCACAACAAUGUUGUCUCUGCCUUCAACUAGAUACUGUACAGCCGUAGUAGAAGGUCAUGGGUUCACAACAAUGUUGUCUCUGCCUUCAACUAGAUACUGUACAGCCGUAGUAGAAGGUCAUGGGUUCACAACAAUGUUGUCUCUGCCUUCAACUAGAUACUGUACAGCCGUAGUAGAAGGUCAUGGGUUCACAACAAUGUUGUCUCUGCCUUCAACUAGAUACUGUACAGCCGUAGUAGAAGGUCAUGGGUUCACAACAAUGUUGUCUCUGACUUCAAUUAGAUACUGUACAGCCGUAGUAGAAGGUCAUGGGUUCACAACAAUGUUGUCUCUGCCUUCAACUAGAUACUGUACAGCCGUAGUAGAAGGUCAUGGGUUCACAACAAUGUUGUCUCUGCCUUCAGCUAGAUACUGUACAGCCGUAGUAGAAGGUCAUGGGUUCACAACAAUGUUGUCUCUGCCUUCAACUAGAUACUGUACAGCCGUAGUAGAAGGUCAUGGGUUCACAACAAUGUUGUCUCUGCCUUCAACUAGAUACUGUACAGCCGUAGUAGAAGGUCAUGGGUUCACAACAAUGUUGUCUCUGCCUUCAACUAGAUACUGUACAGCCGUAGUAGAAGGUCAUGGGUUCACGACAGUGUUGUCUCUGACUUCAACUAGAUACUGUACAGCCGUAGUAGAAGGUCAUGGGUUCACGACAAUGUUGUCUCUGCCUUCAACUAGAUACUGUACAGCCGUAGUAGAAGGUCAUGGGUUCACAACAAUGUUGUCUCUGCCUUCAACUAGAUACUGUACAGCCGUAGUAGAAGGUCAUGGGUUCACGACAGUGUUGUCUCUGACUUCAACUAGAUACUGUACAGCCGUAGUAGAAGGUCAUGGGUUCACGACAAUGUUGUCUCUGCCUUCAACUAGAUACUGUACAGCCGUAGUAGAAGGUCAUGGGUUCACAACAAUGUUGUCUCUGCCUUCAACUAGAUACUGUACAGCCGUAGUAGAAGGUCAUGGGUUCACAACAAUGUUGUCUCUGCCUUCAACUAGAUACUGUACAGCCGUAGUAGAAGGUCAUGGGUUCACAACAAUGUUGUCUCUGUCUUCAACUAGUUACUGUACAGCCGUAGUAGAAGGUCAUGGGUUCACAACAAUGUUGUCUCUGCCUUCAACUAGAUACUGUACAGCCGUAGUAGAAGGUCAUGGGUUCACGACAAUGUUGUCUCUGCCUUCAACUAGAUACUGUACAGCCGUAGUAGAAGGUCAUGGGUUCACGACAAUGUUGUCUCUGCCUUCAACUAGAUACUGUACAGCCGUAGUAGAAGGUCAUGGGUUCACGACAAUGUUGUCUCUGCCUUCAACUAGAUACUGUACAGCCGUAGUAGAAGGUCAUGGGUUCACAACAAUGUUGUCUCUGACUUCAAUUAGAUACUGUACAGCCGUAGUAGAAGGUCAUGGGUUUACGAUGGUGUCCUAUAGUUGAAAGUAAGUCAAACCUUUGUUAUAAUGGUUGUUGGAAUAAAUAUCCUCAGUACAAUGGUUAAAACCUCCAUAUGAAUACCAGGGGUAAAAGUUAACGGUUAAGGUCUUCACUGGUCUAAAAUAGUUGGACCCGUUCGUUCCUGAAAUAAAUCUGUGUCUUUCCCACCUGAUCCCGAUAUGCAUAAAUACAUUAUUUAUUUAUCUUUAAAUGGAGACGCGUUUCCGAAUGGACCUUGAGACCCGUUCCGUAAAGGCCUGUGGAAAAACAGAACCAAACAGACCGGUUCAGACCAGUUCAGACCAGUUCAGACCUGUUCAGACCGGUUCAGACCAGUUCAGACCAGUUCAGACCAGUUCAGACCGGUUCAGACCAGUUCAGACCAGUUCAGACCGGUUCAGACCAGUUCAGACCAGUUCAGACCGGUUCAGACCGGUUCAGACCAGUUCAGACCGGUUCAGACCAGUUCAGACCAGUUCAGACCGGUUCAGAUCUGAGAGUAGAAAGAGGGAGAGAAAGUCACCUCCGACUGGGUCCUGCCAGCACCAUCGAUAUAGGAACACCAUUGGCCAAAUGGUCCACAGUUACUCGUCCUUAAAAACAUCAAACACAGCAUUACAGUCUAAACUUCAUUUGGCCCAAAGAAGAAAAUAACUCAACAGAAUGAAACAAAAACAUUUGUUGCAUAUUUUAAUAAAGAACUUGUUUAAAAAACGGUUCCUAGAUUCUUAAAUAGGCAUAAAAUAGUAAUAAUGAUAUACAAUAAUAAUAAUAAUGAUUAAAACAAAUUAUAAUAAAUACUAUUGCGUCAAACCUCCAAACACAAGCUGCACACGUUCAUUGGCCACCGUUCAUUGGCCACCGUUCAUUGGCCACCGUUCAUUGGCCAUCGUUCAUUGGCCACCGUUCAUUGGCCAACGUUCAUUGGCCAACGUUCAUCUCGUUUGUCCACCACCAUAUUAAAACGUUUGUCCCCGAGGACAUUCCGCUUGUCGGCUUCUUUUCACUGUCCUCUUUCUUCUCUAAUUGAUGUUUUACGUCAAUGAAAAAGGCCUCCAUCUUCCCAGUCAACAGUAGCCUAGGUCAAGACUCCUUUCACUCUCUCUCCUCAGCAGCAGCUGUACGUGAGGUGAGCAGCCAGAACCGCUUUCAGCAGGACACAUAAGCUAUACGUUUUAUUGAGUUGGCUGACACAGAUAACAAGCUCACGCAGUUCUCACCACGUCACGCACAUUAAAUUAAAUGAACAGACGACGGGUCUGGUCGGUAAAUACCAUUUUUAUUUUUUACACAUACCCGAGACCCUUGGCAAUUAUAUCAGACCCAACCCAGAUCUGAGACAAAAGUCAGAUUUUUAGGACCCGAAUUUGGAGUCUGUUGGACCCAUGAAGACUUCUUGGUGACAGUGCCCUUAAUCGUGGUAGGACGGCAUUCCAUUUAGGCUCCUUCCACUAAAACCAAAUGGCAUCCAGGUUUUCUUCAUUCUGGUAUUCUAGAACCGAGUACUGUGUUCACUAUGUCUGUUCUCUCUUCUAUUUGAUAACAUGGUCCUGUUCUAUUCUCCUGUCCUGUCCUGUUCUAUUCUCCUGUCCUGUUCUAAUCUCCUGUCCUGUUCUAUUCUCUGUCCUGUUCUAUUCUCCUGUC
This is a messenger RNA of Oncorhynchus mykiss (rainbow trout), 3550 nucleotides long. The record is from RefSeq and is a predicted model, not a curated record. NCBI's taxonomy places the organism in Eukaryota, Metazoa, Chordata, Actinopteri, Salmoniformes, Salmonidae.